GCUCAAUGUCAAUGUGCUCGACGUGCAGAACGGAGUCGGAGUCUUGAUUGGCUGGAGAUUCAAUGGUGCAGGCCAUGGCAACGACGAGACAGUUCCGGAGGGCUUCGUUCGCAUCCGCUUUGCCGCUUACGAGUUGCGUCAGAACCCCUGCUUGAACGUUGCUGCCCGGCAAGUGACCUUCGUUCCCAAGGAGGACGUGGUCCUCAAAGAGCAGCGCAUCGGCGUGCGGGUGCGGAGGGGGCCGGACUGGAAGUGGGGGAACCAAGAUGGAGGUGCUGGAAACUGGGGCACCACCGUGGUGGACUCUGAUCCGGACAUGCCACUUCGCUGGAUCAAAGUGCAGUGGGACCAUGGCGAGAAGAAGUCAUAUCGGGUCGGCGCGGAGGGCAAGUACGAUUUAAUCUUUGCAGUCGAAGAUGGCGAUGUCGUCGAGGAGACAGAACCC
Messenger RNA from Symbiodinium necroappetens, 445 nucleotides. Lineage: Eukaryota; Dinophyceae; Suessiales; Symbiodiniaceae. The record is from the annotation of a GenBank genome assembly.